GUCUGACCUUCUGCCUGGGGGCUACUGUGAGGACUCAGAUCACACCACCCAGUAGGUGCUGUUGUCAACAGAGGGAGGAAGUUGCUACCAAGAGUAUUUGUGAGGAAAGGAAGAGAGGAGAGGUUGGAGUUGGGCUGGAGGAGGAAGGCGGUUGCUCUUGGCGCCAGGGUCAAAGGCACUGGGAGGUGGUGGGGCUAGAACCAUGGGCCAGCUGGUCUGUGGGUCCGCCUGGCCUCCAGGGGCUGCCGCAGACCACGUGGCCUGAGCCUGGGCUGUGGGUUUCCUGCGGCAAUACCAGUUCCUAAAGGUAUUUUUAUUUGAGGCAAUGACCCUGUGGUUUUGGGGACCCUAGGAUGUUUGCGUUCCUGGGUGGGGCGGUUCUGCUUCCACGAUCACGAAAGGGGGAGAUUUGCCCACGGGGGUUGAGUGGGAAUCUGAGCCCACUCCUCGACCUUUCAAAAGAAAACUCAGGUGGUUCUCCUCUCCCACCUUCCCCCAGGCUUCCUCUCUCGUCCCCGCCAGUCCGGGGUGGGGUGCCUGGGCUGGAGGAAAGCUGCUGCACUGGGAAGGAAGAGCCUGAAGGGCUUCAGUGAUGCAGCAUCACCUGGGAGGUGAAACAAGAGCGCAGGCGCGCUCUCCUCAUUCGGAUGCCGCUCCCAUUUCCGGGGCGCCGCCAUGGGCUAGGUGCUGGGCGGAGCUCUUGGGUGCACCAGCUCACUGAGUGCUGUAAGGCAUGCGCUAGAAACCCACCAUACAGAGGGGAAACCGAGGCCCGAGGUCACAGAGCAAGUGCUGAGCAGGGAGGAGGUUCGCAGCCGGGCGGGGCGCUGCUUCUUGGGGGUCCCUCCCACCGCCCCCGGCCCUGGCGUCCCGCCCACCCCGGCCGGCGGCCAGUGCGGGAGCCGCGAGGGAAUGCGGGCUGCCCUCCAGGCCGACCUGGGUUCACCCGGCUGGUGUGUGUGCGCACCUCGGGCUGCAUGGGGCAGGGCUGCCCAGUGGGAGCCAGCAGGGGACUCUGAGGCCCAACUCUGCUCUUCCGGUGCUGAGAGCCCGAGGGAGGCGGCUUGCGCUCUCUUACCUCUGGUGGCCGCUCCGUGAGUGGGGACAGUAAACACACUGGCCCCCCCGGGGGGUGCGCGCACGCCUGGAAUGUGCUUGGCGCGGCCCUGGCAGGUUGCUAGCACCCAAGAGGACAAAGCCCACCAACUCCUGAGCGGCCCUUUGGCGCUGGGCGACGGGAGCGUCCAUCCCUAGAAAUGCGCCCUCGUAGACGCGGCGCCGGCCCCUGCUUCCGUCCUUCCAACGCUUGCUAGCGGCGGCAAGGCAGGUGGAAACCCGCUCCCUGGCCCGCCACCAUCGCCACAGAAACCACUGGGCGGGCAGGGCAGGGGUAGGGAGGGUGGGGCGCGAGGGAGGAGGGAAGGGGCGCCUCAGUCCACCUCCUGCCCCUGCCUCGUGCACAUGGCGAGGCGGGCACGCGCGCUGCAGGGGCUCCCGACCGCCCUGUCUCCCCUUCCCCGGGGUCGGCCCGUCGCCUCCCUCACCCGGGCACGGCUGUCGCAGCAGCUGGACAACGGUGACAUUGGUGAGGACGAUAUCGCGUUUCGACAUGGCCUAAGGUCUCAUGGCCUAGCCUCCCGGGGGCCGCCGCGAUGUUACUGCGGCGCGGGGCGCCUGGGCUAGUGUGGCCGGAGCUUCUCGCUGUGACGUCACAGUGCCCAGUGAUGUCACAGGGGCGGCGGCCAAGAGCGUGACGUCCGCGUGCCAAGCCCCACCGUCCCCAGGCCACCCGUGGCGUCUAGCAUAGAAUCCAGCUUUUUACUCUGGUCCUCAAGGCCCUAUUCUCUCCCCCUCCCCUUCCUUCUCCCUGGCUCUGGGCUGCUCCUUGGCUAGUUAGCCACCCUGGCUGUUUUCUCUUGCCUGAAAAGCCCUGCCCUGUCCUUGCUCGGGGGCCUCCUGGUUUCCCUCCGGUUCCACCCUUUCAAGAGGGACCCUCCUAACUCCCCAUGUAAAGUUCUCUCCUUCCUCCAUCACUGUCGCCAUGGCCUUCACCCCCUCAAAUCUGCUCAUCUUCCAGAAGCCUCCUCUGACUUCCCUUCCUGGGUUAGAUGCUCCUAUGUGCAAAGUUACUCUAUGGCUACCCUCUCUACAGUUUUUGUUUUCCUCACAGCAUAUGUCUCUCUCUCAAAAUCAUCCUGUUUAUUCGUUUUCUUGCCAGUUGUCUCUGCCCACCAGACUGUAAGCUCUCAGAGGGCAGAGUGCUUGUCUACCUUCACUUUUGUAUCCCGGUGACUAGAAGGUUUGGCGCCUGCAGGUGCUCACUCAGACGCCAGAAUGCGUAUAUAAAUAUCGCCGCCUCCCCUGUCUUCUGACUCCCAAUCUUAAAUUUAACUGACCUCCAAGCCAGAUCCUCUCACUGCACCCUGUUCUUCUCCUUGUGGCUUUUCAUGUAGUUUGUCAUGAUCUACUUACUGAUUUACAUGCUCAUUGUGUCCCGUUGUUCAGCACGGGGCCUCUGCUGCCACCUGGAACUGCCUGGCACAAAGCAGCUUCUGGGGAAGAACAGGACAGAUGGCUCUUUCCUCUAACGCACUGGGGGUGGGGGCUCAUUUGCACAUCUGUGAUACACAGGCGCCUUCACCUGCAGGGCUGGCUGACACACAGCUGUGACCAAGAUUUAGGGGGUGUGGGGGUUUGGGCCAGGAAGGAGUCAUUAUCCCGGACAGAGGUGUGGAAGCAAGAAGGGGCAGAAUGACAUAACCUCUUCCUUCCCUAAGUCUUCACGGGAACUCAGUUCACCAAGCACCCACAAUGGGACAGGGUGAGGGUGAGGGUGAGGCUCUCCUGCUUGGAUGGUCCAGAGAGGUGGAACUGAAAAUAAAUCGGUGUACAGAUGGGGAAUUUCAAUGGCCCAAGACCAAAAUGCAGGUAUUAAUUAAACAAAGGGGGAGAAACUUAACACAUAUGAUGGGGGUUGGGGAGAAGCGGGGCGUGGAAAAGCACACAAAUAAAACCAGGACUAAAAAGGGAUCAAUUUUGUACAACUUUACAAUAAUAGAUGUGAAAAGCUAGAUGCAAUUAAAAAUUUUCUUAGAAAAUAUAAAGGAGCACCCCCGGUGCAAACAGAAAUGGCAAAUCUGAGUAGGCCAAUAACAAGAGAAGAACCGGAGUUAAGAUCUAUCCUCCCCAAGGCUGAUUCAGAUCCAGAUGACUUUAUGGGCAGGAUCUGCCAAAAAGCAUCGGGAACUGGUGCGGGUCCUAUCCAGAGUGGGGAAGUCAGGUGGCAGUUCUCACGCGGAGGGGUUCUGGGCAGGGCAUGUGCUCCAAGGCCCCAUGAGCUGGCCAGCACACUUCCUGGGAGUGCUCUGUGGGAGGGCCCUGAUGCUGGGCCACGGAAACCUCCACUCGCUCUGGAAAGGCAGCAGGCUCACAUUACCCAAACCAGCGGAGGGCGGCAAAGAAAGGACAACUCCAGGCCAAUCUCUUAUGGGGACAGAUGCCAAAGUCCUGAAUCAAUUAGUGGCAAAUGGGAAUUGGAUCUAGAGGGACCCGGGCCCGGAUGACAGAAGACGGCAGGAUGGGCCGAGAGAGGGGUGGAAAGAGAAGAUGGGAGUACAUUUCAAAAGGAGAAACCCCACCUCUCCAUCUCAGGAUGGAUUAGGAUUCUGCAGGUCACCACCCACCCCUCCCCACCCUGCAAUCCCCUGGCAUGGGAAACUCCCUCAUUUAGGCACUGGACAAGGGCAGGAGAGCCACACCUGAGGUUGCCCAGGGAUUUGGCUUUGUCCCUGGAGCGUGAAACUGGGAAACAGAUUUAAUGAGCUCAAGCUUGGAGAGGUGGCGUGAUUAGUCACCCUCUAUAGGCAGUGCCUAGAAAUGGCAGAAGUUCCUGGAUCUCUGGGCCUGGGUGUCCAGGACCUGGAGUGGAAGUGUGGGUCUUCUGACGGGAGUGGGCCUGGUCACCCUUGUUUGAGCAAAGCCUGAAAACACAUGCAGAUUCUCACCACACCCGAGCACCCACACACAUACCUCUGUCACCCCUGCUGGCUCACACCCUACACAUUCCUUCCCACCUGCAAUCCCACCUCCACCCCCUGUCUGUCUCUCCCUUUGGCACCCAAACCCAAAUAUCUUUCAUCCCUGCACCUAACUUACCCACCCACUGGCUCUUGUUCUUCUGGUCUCGGCCUGCUUCUAGCCCCAGAUAGCUAUGCUGCCACAAGACCUCCCAGCCACCACCUGUCCUUCCUUCUGAUGACCCUCUUCAUGCCCAGGGUAGACUCCCAGCCGUUCCCCUCCAACCUAUGCCACCAUGUCAAUGCUUGGGGCUUUAGGUUGGGACCAAGGAGGCCCCAGGGGGAGGAAGGAAGGAAGGAUGAGCCCCUGGCCUCCAGCCCAGGUUCUGGCUGACAGUCUCCCACUGCCCCAGGUCUUCAGCCCCUCCCCGUGGCUGCCCCAACUGGCUUUUCAGGAGACACUGCGUCCUGUCCCAGCUCAUGGCAAUCGGUCCUCUGCCCUUGCCCAAGGGCUGGGAAGCAGGAGGCCAAGGUCCCGGCUCCAAAAUCUAUAAGCCUUCCCAAGGGGCCCCAGGCUGCUCUGGGGACCCAGGCACCCUUCUCUGCAGCACCCUCUGAGACCCAGGCUUGGCCUGUCUUCCCGGGGCUUCCCUUAGCAAGCAUACUAUGUGUGCUUACAUCACAUACCUUUUUGGAGUGCUUCUUUAAAUCCAUCCAUUUGUUCAAUCUAUAAAUAUUUACUGAACCCCAGGUAAUGUUCUAAAAAUUGGGGAUACAGCAGUGACCAACACAAAAGCCCUGUCCUCUGGAAGUUUACAAUCUGAUAGAUGAGGCAGACAGUAUAAAAGAUAAUUUCGGAUCGUGGUGCUUAUAAAAACAAAAGGAUGGUAUCACCCAGGAUAACUGAGAGAUGGCCAAGGAUGGUGGUUUUUUUUUUUUUUUUUUUUUUUUGUGGUGACAUUUGAACCAAGAACAGACUAAGAAAGAACCCACCAUGUGAAGAUGUGAGUUCUGCUUUCCAGGCAGAGAGGACAGCAUGUGCAAAGGCCAUGAGGCGGGAAUGAGCCCGGUAUAUCUGAGGACCAGGGAGAAGACCUGUGGGGCUGGGACGUAGUAAGCGUAGGGGGGUGGCAACGAGAACAGUGAGUCUCUGAUGACUCCCUCAACUCCCCAAGGGUGCUCUCCUCCCCCCUGACUGAGCCUCCCAUCUUCCUAGACUCUUCCUGCUGGGGAAACUGGAUCCUUCGAUCCCCUGAGAGGAGUGAAGAACUAGGCCUGGGUCCUGGGGAUGGGGGUGAUUGAAGGUGAGGUUGGGAGAGAGGAGGCCUAGAUAGUGGGUGAGGAAUGAAAAGAGGAGGUGGUUGGAAGGGCAGACAUCUGGGCUUUGGGGUGGAGGGCCUGAGCUGGGCAAGGAGCAAAGAUGCCACGUGAGUGUUCUCCAUUCAUGACUCACCUCUUCCUCCUCCUCUUCAUUGCUCAACUCAAGUUCCCUGGGAAAUAGGUCCCUGACUGGGGACCAAGUCAGUGCCUCACAGGGGUAACUGAGUCAUGAGGGGUGGAGAAGAGAGAGGGAGGUAGAGUAUAAAUAGCAGCUUUGCUUCCCCGGCUCCUCUCUGCAUCCUCCCCACCCUUCCAACAACAUGCACCUUGCCAGUUUGGUUAGCUCCUGCUCCCUCCUAUUGCUAUUGGGGGCCCUUCCUGGAUGGGCGGCCAAUGAUGACCCCAUUGAGAAGGUCAUUGAAGGAAUCAACCGAGGGCUGAGCAAUGCAGAGAGAGAGGUGGGCAAGGCCCUGGAAGGCAUCAACAAUGGAAUCACUCAUGCUGGAAGGGAAGUGGAAAAAGUUUUUAAUGGACUUAGCCACAUGGGGAGCCAGGCCGGCAAGGAACUGGACAAAGACGUCCAGGGGCUCAACAACGGCUUGGACAAGGUAGCCCAUGGGAUCAACAGUGGCAUCGGACAAGCAGGAAAGGAGGCAGAGAAAUUUUCUCAUGGGGUCAACAGCGCUGCUGGACAGGUUGGGAAGGAGGCAGACAAAGUGAUUCAGGGGGUUCAUCAUGGGGUCAACCAGGUGGGAAGUGAGACAGGGUGGUUUGGCCAUGAGGUCCACCAUGCUGCCGGGCAGGCUGGGAACGAGGCGGGGAGGUUUGGCCAGGGGGUCCACGAUGCUGCAGGGCAGGUUGGGAACGAAGCAGAGAAGUUUGGUCAGGGGGUCCAUCAUGGGGCUAACCAGGCUGGGAAGGAGGCGGAGAAGUUUGGUCAGGGGAUCCACCAUGCUACUGGGCAGGCUGGGAAUGAGGCAGAGAAGUUCGGCCAUGGGGUCCAUCAUGGGGUUAACCAGGCUGGGAAGGAGGCGGAGAAGUUUGGCCAGGGGAUCCAUCACGGGGUUAACCAGGCUGGGAAGGAGGUGGAGAAGUUUGGCCAUGAUGUUCAUUAUGCUGCAGGGAAGGCUGGGGAAGAGGGAGACAAAAUAGUCCAAGGGAUCCAUCCUGGGGUCAACCAGGCUGGGAAGGAGGUGGAGCACUUUGGCCAGGGAGUUCACCAUGCCGUUGAACAGGCUGGAAAGGAGGCAGACAAAGUGGUCCAAGGGGUCCACGAUGGGGUCAACCAGGCCGGGAAGGAGGCAGAGAAAUUUGGCCAAGGGGUCAACCACGCUGCUGGCCAGCCUGGAAGGGAAGCGGAGAAACUUGGCCAAGGUGUCCACCAUGCUGCUGGCCAGGCUGGGAAGGAGGUGGACAGGUUGCAGCAGAAUGUUCAUAAUGGGGUCAACCAAGCCGGCAAGGAGGCCAACCAGCUGCUGAAUGGCACUCAUCCAGGCGUUUCCACCGGCCAGCACGGAGGGGGCGCAACCACAACAGUAACAUCUGGAGCCUCGGUCAACAAGCCCUUCAUCAACAUUCCAGCUCUGUGGAGGAGCGUCGCCAACAUCAUUCCCUAAACUGAUGCACUGGCCUCCCUCAGCAGACUGACAUUCCUGUUGUCAUACUAGCUGAAAUGACCCGGAAGAGCUGGGGGCGGGGGGCAGAUUUCCUGAGUCCCGGGAGGAGGCUAUACUGGGGUUUGUGAAUAAAUAUGACACAUUAUACUCUCA
Molecule: messenger RNA, 7105 nt
Organism: Mirounga angustirostris (Northern elephant seal)
Lineage: Eukaryota; Metazoa; Chordata; Mammalia; Carnivora; Phocidae
Gene: SBSN
Product: suprabasin
Exons: 4
Coding region: 5657-6952 (431 amino acids)
Source: RefSeq, a predicted model, not a curated record